Teleopsis dalmanni is the source of this 846-nucleotide messenger RNA. RefSeq names its product serine protease SP24D-like. Gene Ontology annotation, molecular function: serine-type endopeptidase activity. Gene Ontology annotation, biological process: proteolysis. The record is from RefSeq and is a predicted model, not a curated record. The transcript is spliced from 2 exons. NCBI's taxonomy places the organism in Eukaryota, Metazoa, Arthropoda, Insecta, Diptera, Diopsidae. The coding region runs from base 19 to 771 and encodes 250 amino acids.
UGAGUUUUUUACAGCGAAAUGAAAACUUUCCUACGCAGUUUUUAUCUAUUAGCAGCUAUUUUGACUUGUAGUGCUUCUCCUCAAGGUCGCAUUACUGGUGGAGAUGACGCGGUUUUGGGCCAAGUGCCAUAUCAAGCAUCGUUAACUAUUGGUGGUUCACCUAACUGUGGAGCAGUCAUCUUGAGUGAUCGUUAUGCUUUAACUCUAUUAAGUUGUGUUUGCUCAAAAGGCAGUGACAAACCUUGGCCACCACAACUUUUCAGAGUAACUGCCGGAUCAAUUGAUCUUUAUACUGGCGGUGUAUCCAUCGUCGUUGAAGAAAUUACAAUCAAUCCUAAUUAUAGUGAACUUAGUACUGGCAUUGCUUUGCUUAAGCUGACUGAAGCGUUUGUGUUUUCCGCUAAUAUUCAACCUAUACCACUGGCAAAUGACAAUCCAAUUGUUGGAGAAGACGUCGAAGUUUCCGGAUGGGGCCGCCUUACGGAAACUGAUGAAUACAUGCAACGUACUCUACAAAUCAAUGCAGCAACUAUUGUCAAUUCAGAUGAAUGCAGCAGAGUUAUUGGAAAAUCUGAUAACCAAGUUAUUUGUUUGGGUCAUCCACGUAAGAAUGGUAUUUGCAGUGGAGACUACGGUGGGCCCGCUGUAUAUCAAGGUGAAUUAAUUGGUAUUGCUGCCUAUAUUGUUGGAGAAUGUGGAAGUUAUUUGCCUGAUGUCUAUGCAAGUAUACCUUUUAACUAUGAAUGGAUUACUGAGAAAAUAUCAGCUUAAAUUUAGCAACUAAUUUAGCAACAAGCAACAAAGGAAACAAUGAAAAUUAAAAUAAAAAGAAAAUUGUAAUAGCAU